Messenger RNA from Porites lobata, 3026 nucleotides. The record is from the annotation of a GenBank genome assembly. NCBI's taxonomy places the organism in Eukaryota, Metazoa, Cnidaria, Anthozoa, Scleractinia, Poritidae.
GAAGGCUCUGUCGUUGCGAGCAAAAUGUUUGCUCUAAGCUCACGCGAAACACUGACCCACGAAAUAAACCAGAAGUAUUAUUCUGUCAAAGAAAGAGACCAAACGUCGAGGAAGAAGAAAGCGUGGUGCGAAAGUUUAGAAUGCUGCAUUAAAGAACUCUACCCUUCAUCUCGCUUGGUUCUUGUAGGAUCCUCAGCAAGUGGAUUUGCAAUCGAGGGCUGCGAUGUUGAUUUGACUCUCGUUCGCCAAGGAAGGCAAGUGUUUUACCGGUUGGAUUCGGACGUUGAGGUCCUUCGAAAAAUUCGAGACAGAUUGGCGACAAGGAGGAGCAGCGUUAUAACGGAGGUAUAUUCUAUUUUAAUUUCAUUCACGUUCGAUCCGGUGACAACAAGACCUGACAAACUGUCGUCAGAACAGAUUUUCGAUCACUGCUUAAGCUAUGAAUAUGAUUGUCUAAUGAGUAGCUGUGAGAAAAAUAUACUAAAAAUACUAAAAACUAAAAUCAUGCGAAAUGUUUCCAGCAUUAAUUUCGGCAUUGUCAGCCUGAUUUUCAGUGUUAUGGGUCACGAAAUUAUUACAACCUAUUCCCUCAAACAAAUUCCCUAGGUAUUACUUGACAAAACCGAGUGUUUUUUUAUUACUAUCAUUAUUUGAAAAAAUCAAAUAAUAUAUAUUUGCCAAAGUAUACCCGAACAAUCGAUCAGGCAUAGAAUCGAUUUCUGUUUCGUCGCCUUAAGACGCAGUUGCGUUGAUUCUACGUUUCAGUACAUGCAGGUAUAGCUUGUAAGGGAUUCUGAACAAAAAUCCCAGUGCACUGUUAAAAAUGCACGACCCUUUUAUUAUGAUUUACUACGUUUCAAAUACGUUAUUCUCCUUGAAUAGAAUAUUCACAGCGAUUUAAAAAGGCUUUAGUACUUCCGCCGGGUGUCAGUGCUGAAAUUAAGUUUAGCACUAGCCCUAGAUUGGGUGCUAAGACUCCAAUUCCUUUACGAAAGUUAUCGAAUCUCUGAACUAAGGUAUAUAUUUAGAGUACCAACUGGCACCUAAACUGGAAUGGGUGGGAAAUGAAAGGGGUGCUUGCAACCGAAAAGCCGGGAAGAUUAUUUUCCAUGUAAUUGGCGAUUUCCUUAUAACUGGAACGUGGAAUAAGGGUUUUAUAUUAUUCAUUAAAAACAGUGUUAUAAUCAGUUAAAAGACAGUUCAGAGGACCCUGUGAAUAAAGCUUAACAUGUUUAACAAACUUGCUUUAAAGCCAAAUUCAAUUUCGCAAACCUGCCUGGGCAUACUGAAUUUCUGUCACUUAAACAUGACAUCAUUGCGACUUAAAGAGACUUAUAUUAGGCCCAUCCAGUUCAUGGUUCAAACUUCGAGUUUCUUGUACAUAAAUUAAUACCUAUUUAGGUCGACCGAAAUGACACAAGUUCGACCGUUGAUUCAGACUUGAAACUUAUAAUUUAGUAAUCAAUGUAUUCAGUUUCACGAUGUUCAAGGCAUGGUUUAAAAUGCUUACAAGUAAGAAGAAAUUUUUAAGUCAUUUAUGCGUUAGGUUUGGCACAUGAGAAGUUCGAUGUUUGAAACAAAGUCACUCCACAGUCAAAAUUCCAAUGUUGACCACUCGAUCUUCAUUCAUGGGACGACCCAAAUUAGACUUGUCGUACUUUAUUGAUUGAAACGUCGAUCUCUCAUGUACUUAAUUGAAGCCGAGGGAUUGGGUUUGGUAUGUUUGAACUGGGCCUUAGGUAUUUCAUCUGAUCACUUUUUCACUGAUUUAACGUCGGUGAUCAUGUUUUUGAGUUUAGGAACAUAAGUUCAGGACAACAUUUUAAUAACUUUCUACGAUAGUUAAAGAUAAGCUAUCCCAUGCUCUCUCUCCUUAGCUUAUCAGUGGAGCAGUUGUCCCUAUAUUGAAGAUGAAUGACAAGCGCGAGGGACUGGAAGGAGACAUCAGCGUUGACAUAACGAAUUCCAUAUUCAACACCUAUCUGCAGAAAUGUUAUGGUAGCCUAGAUCACAGGGUCACUCCUCUGAUUGUGAUCAUCAAGUACUGGGCCAAAAUGUCCAGAAUCACCGAUGCACGUGUCCACAAGUUAUCUGGUUAGUAGUUUUUUUUUUUUUUUCAAAAAUAUUUCUUUUCAAUAUCAAGUAAUCCUGUCAAAAGCAUGCCGUAAAAGCACCUAUGACAUAAGGCCUCAGAACCGUAAGGGGACUAGGAAAAAUCGUCUGAGAAAACUGUAUAUUAAGCGGGGCGGACAGGUUACAAAGUAUCUUCCAGUGUUUUGAGUAAAGCGAACCUGUCAGUUUAGGGGACAUCUCUAUUGAGGAGCAGAUACCAGGGAUGGUCUCGUCGUUGCGGAAUAAACCUCUGUAAGGCAGAAAGUUGGUUCUGGUCCUUUGUUGUCGUUCGUCUAGGGGAAGUUUGAGUUGAUUUUUGCAACUGGGAGACGAACGAGGAACCGAUGAAUUCAAGUCGGCAUGAAAUGCUGAAUUUAUUUGUUUUAUUUUGUUUACUUUUACCUUUCUAGGCUUUGCCGUGGUGCUGUUGGUUAUUUACUAUUUACAAACCGGUUGCAGUCCACAGGUCAUUCCAUCGCUACAAUCAGCCGACCCGAUCAAUUUCAGUACAUCGUUAAGCGCCGAAACUAUAGCCGAUAAGCUGGUCAGCGGCUACCUUCCAUCAGUCGUUACUUCGUAUAGAUCAUCAAACCAACAGUCCCUUGGAAGUCUUCUCGUUGGCUUUUUUGAUUAUUAUUCCACCUUUAAUUGGAAUAGAGUACUAUCUGUUCGUCAGGCCAGCACCAGGGCUGUACCAUUCGACAAAAAAUGGACACGCCCGUACAUUCGCAUCGAAGAUCCCUUUGACGGAAGAAACGUGACUCGAGCAGUGUACCAGUUUGGACCGUUUAGCGACAUAAAGCAGGCAAUAACGAGAGCAAAACAAAGGCUAGCAUAUGAGCGAUGCCAUUUAACUGAAAUUUUAUGAAAAUUAGUUUAAAACUUUCAUCUCUCGAAAGUGUCAUGCACGCAAC